UUAAUUACAAUAUAGAAAAAAAUAAAUGAAUUUACGUAAUUUUUGGUUAUAAUUAAUUAAUUAUUUACUUAUGUUAUGGUUAAGCAAUAAUUAAGAAUGGUUAGCGGAAUAAAUAAAAAGAUUUGGAAUUAUUUGUAUGACUCAAAAGGUCAACAAAAGUAAGGCCAUUCUAAACAAGUUUAAAGUCAGUAAAUUUUUCAAUGUUAUCAGGAUCAAUUUAAAUGUCUGUUUGGUCAACAAGUACGGCAGGUAUAGGAGAUUCAGGUGCAUUUUUCAAUCCGUUAAGGCGCAAUCAAAGUAGUGGAGGAAAUUGUUCAUGGUAUAAUCAAUCGUUACUGUUAAAUAAUAGACAAUAUAAAUUCUCAUCAGUAAGAAUGUCACAAAUGGAUGAUGGAGGCGGUGGAAAUGGUGGAGGCGGUGGUGAAGGUUUACAUACACCUUCAUAUUUAUCAUGGCGUAAAUUACAAUUAAGUCGUGCCAAAUUAAAAGCAUCAAGUAAAACAUCUGCACUAUUAUCAGGUUUUGCAAUGGUUGCAAUGGUUGAAGUACAAUUAAAUAGCGAUACAAAAGUACCACAAGAAGUGUUAGUUGCAUUCGCUAUCUGUACAACGUUACUCGUUGCUGUACAUAUGUUAGCAUUAAUGAUAUCAACAUGUAUUUUACCAAAUAUUGAUGCUAUCUGUAAUUUACAUUCGAUAUCGUUGGUACACGAAUCACCACAUGAACGUUUACAUUGGUAUAUUGAGACAGCAUGGGCAUUCUCAACAUUAUUAGGUCUAUUAUUAUUUUUAUGUGAAAUUGCAAUUUUAUGUUGGGUCAAAUUUUAUGAUUUCUCGAAAACAGCUGCAUGGUCUGCAUCAAUUGUUUUGAUACCAGUAUUAGUUAUAUUUUUAGCGUUUGCAAUACAUUUUUAUCGAUCGUUAGUUGAACAUAAAUAUGAGACGACAAUUAGUGGUAUACGUGAAUUAGAGUUAAUUAAGGAACAAAUUGAACGUGGUGGUGAUGACUUGUUGUUAUCACAAAAUAAUGGAUCCACUAGACCUGGUACUGGUUAUAAUGAAAUUAAUCAAUUGAUUAAUACACAUGUUGUCUAGUGUUACGCAUGUUUUUUAUUUUCGAUUUUAAACCUAAUAGUGCAGUUCAAUAAACUCCCAAGGAUGUUAUCUGACUUUUAAUUCUAAUUAUUCCAAGUUUAUUUGUAGAUAUUUACUUAUUUUAAACACUUUUAUUUGAUCGUAAUUAA
Chrysoperla carnea is the source of this 1243-nucleotide messenger RNA. Its product is annotated as calcium release-activated calcium channel protein 1-like. The coding region runs from base 222 to 1094 and encodes 290 amino acids. NCBI's taxonomy places the organism in Eukaryota, Metazoa, Arthropoda, Insecta, Neuroptera, Chrysopidae. Gene Ontology annotation, molecular function: store-operated calcium channel activity. Gene Ontology annotation, biological process: store-operated calcium entry. The transcript has 4 exons. The record is from RefSeq and is a predicted model, not a curated record. Gene Ontology annotation, cellular component: membrane.